AUGCUUCAUUCACGUCUACGACCCCUCCCCCGCCGCAAUCACCCCACCAACACACUCAGCGCCCCAGCACCCGAAUUCCAAAACCAAGACGCGAACAGCGAAGCCGACGAAGAACCCGAAGAUCUCUUUGGUGCAUUCCUCCCCCACCUCUUCCCAGACGACGCACCGUCCUUCCACGGCGACCCAGGCCAACACCUCCUCUACAGCUCCCCGCGCUAUGGCGACCUCAACAUCAUGGUCCCCAGCUACCCAAGCUCAAGCCAGAAACGCUCCCAGGAGAUCGCCGCAGGCCAAGCCAAGCCGGACGGCUCAGUGAACCAGGUCGACGAGGGACGAAAGCUCUUUGCGCAUUUCCUCUGGAGCGCGGCGAUGGUCGUUGCAGAGGGUGUCGAGGAAGCGGAUACGCCUCUAGCACCAGGUGAAACGGAGACGGAAGUCCAGAAAGAAAAUCGGGAGCUGUGGCAUGUCGAGGGCGAGAGUGUGCUCGAGUUGGGAGCUGGCGCCGCCCUUCCCUCUGUAAUCUGUGCCUUAGCCAACGCUUCAAAGGUCACAGCAACCGACCACCCCUCCUCUCCCGCGCUAAGCGGCGCAAUCGGUUUCAAUACAGAGCACAAUCUAGCCAAGCGCACGCCCGAGGUCGCGGGGAGAGUAUCAGUGCACCCGCAUGAAUGGGGUGUGUUAGAUGACUCCUUCGCGACGGCGAAUAAAGGUGUCUAUACGCGCAUUGUCGCGGCGGAUUGUUUCUGGAUGCGCUCGCAGCAUGAGAACCUCGCGCGCACGAUGCAGUGGUUCCUUUCGCCAGGUGGAAAGGUGUGGAUUGUUGCUGGGUUCCAUACGGGGCGGGCGAUUGUUGCCGGGUUCUUUGAGACGAUUGUUGAGUAUGGGUUUGUGAUUGAGAGGAUCUAUGAGAGGGAUUUGAUUGAGAGGUUGGAGGAUGGGGGUGAGAUUCGUAGGGAGUGGUCUCCGGUUAGGGAAGGGGAGGGUACGGAGCAUCAGAAGAGGUGGUGUGUUAUUGCUCUUUUGAAAAGGAAGGGGGAGUAA
Penicillium robsamsonii is the source of this 1041-nucleotide messenger RNA. RefSeq names its product putative nicotinamide N-methyltransferase. Gene Ontology annotation, molecular function: protein-lysine N-methyltransferase activity. The transcript has 2 exons. Gene Ontology annotation, biological process: peptidyl-lysine dimethylation. NCBI's taxonomy places the organism in Eukaryota, Fungi, Ascomycota, Eurotiomycetes, Eurotiales, Aspergillaceae. Bases 1 to 1041 code for a protein of 346 amino acids. The record is from RefSeq and is a predicted model, not a curated record.